This is a messenger RNA of Cryphonectria parasitica EP155, 690 nucleotides long. RefSeq lists its product as uncharacterized. NCBI's taxonomy places the organism in Eukaryota, Fungi, Ascomycota, Sordariomycetes, Diaporthales, Cryphonectriaceae. The transcript is spliced from 3 exons. Bases 1 to 690 code for a protein of 229 amino acids. The record is from RefSeq and is a predicted model, not a curated record.
AUGGUGAUAGGGCUGCUGGUCAUCGCGGCGAUACCCACGGUGACGGGGGUGGCGGAGGCCAUCAGCUCCAAGAAGCAGCAGAAUGCUGCGAUGAAGGAAAAGAUCAAGUUCAACAUGACGGCAACGUUGUCUGUUGACGGGGGUCCACCGACAGAGGCCUGGAUUGUUCUCUAUGGCGGAAGAAUGUACAUCGAUCACCCCGCGGCACCAGUCCCGGCCCACAAGUUCAAUGGUUAUUACUUCAAAUACCCCAGCGAGCAGGGGUACCAGGGCCUAGUGUCGACGAUCUCAGACGACCCCCCGAUGCUCAACUGGCUAUACGUGGACAAGGACACUGGCGCCAUCCGGUACGGGUCCAGGAAGGAAACGGUGGACCAUGUUGUUGGCCCUUGGGGCUGGAGCGAGGAUGAGAAGCUCCUCGCCAUCGACGAGGACGACUGGCGGUUUAUUGCGGUCGAGGAGGACCUGCCACUACCAAAGAGACCCUCUGCUGCUGCUGCUGCUGCUGCUACAGAAGGGGAAGGGGAGGGUCAAGGUGGUGGGGAAGACGAGGAUGACGAAGAGAAUGAAGACGACGGGCCUGAUGUCAGGUACACCCACAAUUGGGCGCCCAUCAGGCUACUGAGGAAGCUGCAGCUCGGGGUGGACAGCUCGUACGUGAAGGGGGGUGGCCAGUCGGGGAAUAGAUGA